This is a messenger RNA of Eubalaena glacialis (North Atlantic right whale), 294 nucleotides long. Its product is annotated as large ribosomal subunit protein eL37-like. The record is from RefSeq and is a predicted model, not a curated record. The transcript has a single exon. Gene Ontology annotation, molecular function: RNA binding; structural constituent of ribosome. Gene Ontology annotation, biological process: translation. The coding region runs from base 1 to 294 and encodes 97 amino acids. Gene Ontology annotation, cellular component: cytosolic large ribosomal subunit; ribosome. NCBI's taxonomy places the organism in Eukaryota, Metazoa, Chordata, Mammalia, Artiodactyla, Balaenidae.
AUGACGAAGGGAACGUCAUCAUUUGGAAAGCGUCGGAAUAAGACGCACAUGUUGUGCUGCCGCCGUGGCUCUACGGCCUACCACGUUCAGAAGUCAACCUGUGGCAAAUGUGGCUACCCUGCCAAGCGGAAGAGAAAGUAUAACUGGAGUACUAAAGCUAAAAGACGAAGUACCACCCGGACUGGUCGAAUGAGGCACCUAAAAAUUGUAUACCGCAGAUUCAGGCAUGGGUUCCGUGAAGGAAAAACACCUAACUCCAAGAGGGCAGCUGUUGCAGCAACCAGUUCAUCUUAA